GAUGGCGAAGAUCUCGCCUCACCCCUCGCCCUCGCGUAGCCCUCUCCCUCGGGGUGUUGCGUUUCUUGACUUCCGGCGAGAGCCGUGCAGAUCUCCCAAGGGCCUAGCGGCUUGGAUCUCCUGUCUGCCUAGUCCCAGGGUUGCGCCGCAUCCGAGGAGAUCCACCGCGCCGCACCUCCGAAGCUCCCCGUAACACCAGAAUUACUCAAGUCCAGUAAACAAACAAGGCUAACAACAUGGGAGACACCGACGCCGAGCGCAGGAGGAAGGAAGCCGAGGACGCCCACAGGCGACUCAAGGAAGAGGAGAAGAGGAAGAUGGAGGAGAAGGAGAGGAAAAAGGCCGAGGUGCGCAAGCGUCUUGAGGAGGCGGCGAAGGCAAAGAAGGCUGGCGGAAAGCGCGGCUUCAUGACACCAGAACGCAAGAAGAAGCUCAGGAAUCUUCUAAGGAAAAAAGCCGCCGAGGAACUGAAGAAGGAGCAGGAGCGCAAAGCCGAACAGCGCAGGAAGAUCAUCUCGGAGCGUGUUGGCCAGCCCAAGCCCCUGGACGGCGCCAACGAAGCCACCCUUCAGGGAAUCCUCAAGCAGUACCACGCCCGGAUAGCGGCACUAGAGGACGCCAAGUACGACCUGGAGUAUGAAGUCAGGCAGAAGGACUUCGUGAUCAACGAGCUGACCAUCCAGGUGAACGAUCUUCGCGGCAAGUUCGUGAAGCCGGCCCUCAAGAAAGUUUCCAAGUUCGACAAGCUCAAAAUGGUCGCCAAGAGUACCUCGGAGGUUGACUUCCGGUCGAACCUCAAGGCAGUCAAGAAAGAAGCCUUCAAGCUUGAUGAGGAGAAGCAGGCGGAGAAGAAGCCAGAAUGGGCCCUCGGUUCCAAGAAGGAGAACGAGGAAUAAACAAAAACACCAACAAUUUACGACAGCGAAGUCCACCACAUCGAAGCACCUGGCGCGACAAAGAAAAAAAGGGAAAAAAAAAAACAAGCGAACAACCAAAACCCCAAGUCCAAGCAUACAGACUGUCGCUACUACUUCCCUGGACGGAGAUGCUGUUCUCUAGUUUUUUUUCCUGUUCUAUUUGUUCUUCUCUGAAAACGUUCAUUUGUUAUUUGCCUUUAAUUAUUUUGUAAGCGACACAAAACUGUGGUCGGAGUGACUUCCGAACGAAUAAACAACGGUUGCAGAUGGUUA
Rhipicephalus sanguineus (brown dog tick) is the source of this 1190-nucleotide messenger RNA. It is a transcript of the gene wupA, whose product is annotated as troponin I-like. Gene Ontology annotation, biological process: muscle contraction. NCBI's taxonomy places the organism in Eukaryota, Metazoa, Arthropoda, Arachnida, Ixodida, Ixodidae. Gene Ontology annotation, cellular component: troponin complex. The record is from RefSeq and is a predicted model, not a curated record.